Molecule: messenger RNA, 1685 nt
Organism: Fusarium oxysporum Fo47
Lineage: Eukaryota; Fungi; Ascomycota; Sordariomycetes; Hypocreales; Nectriaceae
Product: P-loop containing nucleoside triphosphate hydrolase protein
Exons: 5
Coding region: 9-1685 (558 amino acids)
Source: RefSeq, a predicted model, not a curated record
CGAUUACCAUGGCCGAGGCGGUUGGACUCACGGCAAGUGUCGUCGCCAUCAUUGAUUUAUCCGCUAAAGUCGCGACGCUCUGCUUCCAAUACUCGACCGCAGUCGGAAACGCCAGGGCGGACAUCGCACACCUCCAGAGCCGUUUGAAUGACCUAGAUACAUGCCUCCGAGGAGUCCAUCGUGUUUUAUACGGUCCAAAUAAUCAAGCGCUUACGAUAUCACGAGAAUUGAUCGACUCUCUCGAUGGCUGUAAAGCUCGUAAGACGAUGCGCCGACUCGGACUCCGUGCUCUUAAGUGGCCAUUCGAUAGCAAAGAGGUUAGCGGAAUCGUUGCCAACUUAGAACACUACAAGCAGAACAUUAUGUUAAGUCUGCAAAUCGACCAAACUACAAUCUUGCUUGACAUCCAACAAAAGUUCGACGGUGUCUCGCUCCAAUCCUGCAGAGAUAGACCAAUCGCCCGCAUACCCUGCUUCAACGUCCCAUUCGACCGAGACCCCGACUUCGUCGAUCGACCGGAUAUUACUACAUGGCUUCAGAGUCAAUACACGGGCUCCGCCAGUCGCAUAGCGCUUGUAGGCAUGGGUGGAUUUGGCAAAUCACAGGCUGCUAUCCAGUUUGCCCAUCACAUCCACGGCGAGUCACCCCAGACCAGCGUCUACUGGGUGCACGCGAGUUCGAAGCCGAGAUUUGAGGAGGCAUACCGGGCCAUUGCGGAGAGGCUACAGUUGCCAAGGCGAAAUGAUCCUGAUAUCGACGUGCUCAGGCUCGUUCGUGACUGGCUGCAGACAGAGGAAGCUGGCUCUUGGCUGAUGAUCUUGGAUAAUGCCGAUGACGUCAACCUCUUUUAUCCCAUCCAUAACAGCGGAGAUAAGGCAGUGACCGGAUUUGCGAACGAAAACACUAUUGCGAGGACCGAUCAGCAGCCACUGGCGGCAUAUCUACCGAAGCGCCGCAAUGGAACUAUUCUCAUUACAUCGCGUAGCAUGGACGCUGCUGAAAGGUUGACAGGAAGCCAUAAAGCUAUCUACAGUGUCCCGACCAUGGAUGACGCCCAAGGCCUUCAGCUUUUCCAGAACAAGCUUGAUGGUGACUUCGACAGGGAUGCUGCUACUGAUGUUCUUCGGGCUCUAGAUUGUAUUCCGCUGGCCAUCACUCAAGCAGCAGCCUACAUCAACCGCCGCGCUCCCCGCGUGUCAGUAAAGACAUAUCUGGAUACCUUUCAGGAGAGCGACAAAAAAAAGGGCAACCUCCUCAACAGAGAUGCAGGAGAUCUUCGACGAGAUGAAACAGUCUCUAAUUCAGUCGUGGUAACAUGGCAGGUCACAUUUGAGCAGAUACGCCGUGAGAGACCAUCUGCAGCGAAACUGCUUUCUUUUAUGAGCUUCUUCAAUCCACAGGGCAUCCCUGAAUUUAUGCUUCAUGACUAUGUCACCGACCUGACGGACCACGCUAACAGAGAUACCCAACAGGGGAUACAUAUGAGAUGCAUGCUCUGGUACAAUUCUGCACACGAGUUUGGAUAUCUACGACGGGUAACGAAGGACGAUGGAGGCAGCUGUUUCUGCACUCUAUGUCCACACACUUUCCAGAUGGCACGUUCGAGACCUGGCCUACCUGUCAGGUCUUACUUCCUCACAUUGAGCCGACGUUUAGGGAGGAACCACCAGCUGAAGGGUUGCUAG